This is a messenger RNA of Erigeron canadensis, 1278 nucleotides long. Its product is annotated as GDSL esterase/lipase LTL1-like. The record is from RefSeq and is a predicted model, not a curated record. The coding region runs from base 1 to 1278 and encodes 425 amino acids. Gene Ontology annotation, molecular function: hydrolase activity, acting on ester bonds. The transcript is spliced from 5 exons. NCBI's taxonomy places the organism in Eukaryota, Viridiplantae, Streptophyta, Magnoliopsida, Asterales, Asteraceae.
AUGGCUUGGUCUCAAUCGACUAGCCUUUGGUUCGUUUUAGCGUUGUGUUUAAUCGUCGGGGUUAGUAAUGCACUCGACAAAGUUAUUUUUGAACCCAACGGGCAUCAUAAUGCACCCAGACAAAGCCGUGUUGCACCCAAAGGCAAUCACGGUCCACCUAAACGCAAUCACGGUUCUCCUAAUGAGACUCAUAUUGCACCUAAGGAGGCUCCUAGUACACCUAGAGGGCCUAGUGUUAGCUCUAAACCAAAACAAGCCCGACCAUUUUUUGUGUUUGGUGACUCGUUGGUUGAUAGUGGUAACAAUAAUCAUUUGAUGACCCAAGCACGAGCUGAUAUGCCACCGUAUGGCAUCGAUUCUCCUGAUCAUCGUCCUACUGGUCGUUUUUCCAAUGGCCUCAACAUUCCAGAUAUUAUCAGUGAAUACAUUGGGUCAGAACCCGUAUUACCAUAUUUGAGUCCGGAACUCACGGGUCAAAAACUUCUUCUUGGUGCAAAUUUUGCUUCUGCUGGAGUUGGAAUACGUAAAGAUACCGGGAUGCUUUUUGGGGACGUACUGAAAAUGCCAGCACAACUCCAACUCUUCGAAGAGUACCAAAAAAAACUUAGUCUUGUGACAGACGAAAAACAAGCAAAACAACUCGUGAACCAAGCAUUAAUCCUCGUUUCGUUGGGAGGCAACGAUUUCAUAAACAACUAUUGGCGGAAUCCGUUUAUGAUUAAGUCUCUAUUAACGGCUGUUCCUGAUUAUGUUACUAACCUCAUAUCCGAAUAUCGCAAGAUCUUGGAGAAAUUGUAUGAACUUGGAGCAAGGAGGGUCAUUGUUAUGGGUCCUGGACCGUUGGGGUGCGCACCAGGUGAGCGGAUGUUUCACAACACACAUGGUGAAUGUUCCCCUGAUCUUCAAGCCGCAGCUUCCUUGUUCGAGCCACAACUCGCAAAAAUGGUUCAAGAUCUGAAUGCUGAAUAUCAUGCUGAUGUUUUCAUCGCCGCGAACUCCAAACUCAUGCACCAUGAUCUGAUCUCUGAUCCUAAGGCAUUUGGUUUUGAAACAUCGCAGACGGCUUGUUGUGGAUUAGGGCCAUACAACGGUCUUCCUGCUUCAUGCACGAUACUUUCAAACUUGUGCCCGAAUAGGGACAAGUAUGUAUUCUGGGACGCUUUCCAUCCGACUGAAAGAGCUUGCAGAAUAAUAGUGCAUCAAAUUAUGCACGGUACACUCGAGUACAUGAAGCCAAUGAACCUGAGUGUUAUCAUGUCUCUCGACUCUAACGUGUGA